This is a messenger RNA of Trifolium pratense (red clover), 975 nucleotides long. RefSeq names its product organelle RRM domain-containing protein 6, chloroplastic. The transcript has 4 exons. The record is from RefSeq and is a predicted model, not a curated record. Gene Ontology annotation, cellular component: chloroplast. Gene Ontology annotation, molecular function: RNA binding. NCBI's taxonomy places the organism in Eukaryota, Viridiplantae, Streptophyta, Magnoliopsida, Fabales, Fabaceae. Gene Ontology annotation, biological process: cytidine to uridine editing; chloroplast mRNA modification. Bases 33 to 614 code for a protein of 193 amino acids.
UAUUUCUCAGUUUCCUCAACAGUGCAGAUGAAAUGGUUACUCCUGCUACUGCUAUGGCUAACAUUGAUGUUGGAGUUUCUCUUCCUCUACUUUCAUUAACCUCAACAAACUCAAACACUUUCACUCUUAACUCCAAAAUUAAGACCCAAAAACAUAAACUUUAUCUAAAUUUCUUCCAAACAAAUCACACAACAACCUCAUUUUCGUCUUCCUUAUCAUCAUCACAUAGAAACAAAAGUAGUAGUUGUCCUGUGUUGGCUUGUCUUCCUCCUGCUUCUGAAUCCUCAUUCUCAUCUUCAUCUUCCAAUACUACACCUUCUACUAGUUCUCCUUCAACUAAGCUAUAUAUCAGUGGGCUAUCGUUUCGUACAACUGAAGAGAGCUUGCGAAAUGCAUUUAAAAUUUUUGGUCAACUUGCUAAAGUCAAUCUUGUGAUGGAUAAAGUUGCAAAUAGACCAAGAGGGUUUGCUUUCCUUCGUUAUGAAACCGAAGAAGAAUCGAAGAAAGCUAUUGAAGGAAUGCAUGGAAAGUUCCUGGAUGGUAGGGUCAUAUUUGUGGAAGUUGCCAAACCAAGAUCAGAGCUACGGCAGAAAUUGAAGCAAAACACUAUGUAGUAAAAAUGAAGUUGCAGAUUACAUUAUAUGUUCAUCUUGGUGUUCAAUUUGCAGAAAGAAUCACAGUAGAAUUGCUCUAACUUUUGUGACUUUGACACUAUAAUAUGGAACCACUUCAAGCACUGAAACAUGGUUGCUAUUUUCAUCGGUCUUUGCACUAUAGUGCGGAUUAGAUUUGAGUGCAGUCAUAAGUCAGUAACUGUACACAGUCAACAACCUCGUGACCGUCUGAUCUUCGAUUAAGAUUGGACAGUUCAUAUUUUAACGUUGAAACUUUGUAUUGGUACACUUGUUAGCAUUUACCUUUUGUCUGUAUUAUACAAAAUAAAAUAAAAUAAACAUUGUCUUAUAAUUUGAACUA